AUGCUUCAGCGCAGUCUCUCGCGUUUCUUUGCCCACCUCGUCCGCGAGGUGGAUACGGCUGGGUUUGUCGGCGACUUUCGCCGCCUGCACCACAUUGGCGCCGCAUCAACGCAAGCGAAGGCGAGGGAGGCGCGGCAUGCUGCAUGCAACGUGCUCUUCUGUGGCCACCACGGCACCGGCAAGCUGAACCUGCUGAAGGCGAUAGGCCUCCAGUGCGAAAAGAAGGGGCAGCGGGUGGCCUUUGUUUCCGCAGACAACCAGCGGGCGGCGCGGCUGGAUGGGUAUCUGAUCAACUUUUUCAUCGGGAUGCGUGUUAGCCGCGACGAGCUGCCCUCACAGGAGCAGUUGGAAGGCACCCUGGAGCGGCAUGUGCGCCUUGUCGAGUCUACCUUUGCAAGCAGCCUUCCAAGCCUCUGCAACAUCGAUGUGCUGAUACUCGAUGCGCUCGAGCUUGUGCAGCCGACGGUGCUGCUCUCGAUGGACGGGGUGGCGCGGCGGUUGCGUGGGCAGCCGAGCACGCCGUUCGGCGGGCUGCGUGUGUAUGCCGCGGCCGACUUUUGGCGGCUGCCCGUCCACCCCACCAGCGACACCGGCGGCUACCUCUUCCAACUGGAGCAGUGGGAGGCGCUAUUUCCGUUGCAGACGCUUCUGCACAAGUCCCACGUGCAGAAGGAGAAGGAGCUGCGGCGCUUGACCGAGCUGGCGUUCUAUGGUGCACUGACGCUGCCGCAGAUGAAGGAGCUGGAAGAGCUGUCGAUGAAGGAGAAGCCGGAGUCGCGGCUCUUCUCCUGGUCGAGCUCCACGACGGAAGCAGAGAAGGGCACCGCGACAGCAAGGGGAGACGAAGACGAAGAGGGUGACAUCGAGGAGGAGGACGUCAUGAGCAUCGCUCAGUGGACCAGCUUUCCGGGCGAGGCAGCGACUGCCGACUCGCCCGACGUGUCGGAGGGGGCGCUCGAGGCGACAAAGGAUGACGAGGGGGAGGUCAACGAUCCCGUCGCAGGCCAGGCGUCACUUACGUCCUCUUCCUCUGCGCUGGCGCUGCUAAACGACGACAUGACGUCCAACUCGUUCGUCGCCACCCGCAUGAUGCUCCGCUUUCCUCGCCAGCCCGCCGUGAAGGAGAUGCCGCUGCGCUACCGCCAACUCAAGCGGACAGAGAUGGGGAACUUCCUCGUGAACAUGCUUGUACACUCUUCCUCAGCGACGUCGGUCGGACUGGUCGACUCCCUCAGCGUCGACGUUGGUAGCCGGGUGCACCUCCUCCUCGAUGGCCAGGAGCAUUACGGCGUGCCUGGCGGCGCGGUUGGCGAGGUGAUGCAGGUGGGGCCCCACUUCUUGUCCAUCCACUUCCCUCGUGAGCACCGCACCGUUGACAUUCCCCGCAUGCGGGUGGUGUGCUACCACCCCUUCUACCCAGAGAUCCGAUACGAACUGCAGCAGUUCCCCGUGUUCCCACGCAAGCGUAUCUGCCCGAUGAACAUACUAACCUAUCCCCACGCGUUCUUUGUCAACCUCAACGGGCGCCGCAUGGCGGACACGAACGACCUCGGCAACCUCCUCGCGCACCAGCGCAGCUUCGCGGACUUCACGAUUCGAAACACGUCGGACUUCGCCAAUCUUGAUGGGAUGGUGCACGAGCCAACACGCAUCUACUACCACAAGAUCAGCGGCAAGCCGAUCAGCACCGCCAAAGAGCAGUGGUGCCGCAACUGCAAGCAGUUCGUGCCGACCGACUCUUUCUUCGAGCAUUGGGCAACGUGCGUGCACUCGGUGCGCUGGUGCAUCGAUUGCAACCAGACCGUGUCCCUCGAGCUGCUGGGGCCGCACAGGGAGAAGCAUCAAGUUGUGCUCUGCCUGGACUGCGGCAGGCCGGUGGAGUGGCGGCACUGGGAGGGCCACCGGCUCUCCUGCGGACCCAUGAUGCGCGAGGUCAGCGUGGACAAUCAGUUUAUCCCGCUGCGAACGCGUCAGCUGGCAUUGGAGAUGGGCCUCGACAAGCGCGACCUUCACACGGUGGCCUCCAUCACCAAGAGCAGUUUGCCGAAACCGAGGGAGGGGGUCCUCUAA
Molecule: messenger RNA, 2070 nt
Organism: Leishmania mexicana MHOM/GT/2001/U1103
Lineage: Eukaryota; Euglenozoa; Kinetoplastea; Trypanosomatida; Trypanosomatidae
Exons: 1
Coding region: 1-2070 (689 amino acids)
Source: RefSeq, a predicted model, not a curated record